Ochlerotatus camptorhynchus is the source of this 1078-nucleotide messenger RNA. RefSeq lists its product as uncharacterized. The transcript has 3 exons. Gene Ontology annotation, molecular function: zinc ion binding; sequence-specific DNA binding. The record is from RefSeq and is a predicted model, not a curated record. Gene Ontology annotation, cellular component: nucleus. The coding region runs from base 114 to 1025 and encodes 303 amino acids. Lineage: Eukaryota; Metazoa; Arthropoda; Insecta; Diptera; Culicidae.
AAAACUGGUUGUAGUUGAACAUCUCAUAUCUCAUUUUCUCCAGUUCCAGAAUCAGAUCAGAUCAGAGUUUUCAAGCACAUUUUGUCGAAAUCUGUGGGCUUUUCUGCUAGUUAAUGUCUAAACGAUGUUGUGCUGCAUCAUGCUACAAUUCUGUAGCAACAAAUCGAUCGGUGGAGUAUUUUGGUUUUCCGAAAAGCACUGACUUUGCUUCUGCUUGGGCCAAGGCAGCUGGUCGAGAAGAUUUGCUGGAGAAAAGUAUAAAUAAUAUAAUAAAAUAUUUCCUCUGUUCGGAACACUUCUCCGAUGACUGCUUCCAAGAUCCACCGCAUAAUAGAAAGCUGAAAAAAACUUCGCGCCCUGUCGUGGUUCCGAUACCAACAAUUUUCCACAAUAAUUUUAAUGAAUGCGUUUCGAAGUCUUUGAAGGAAGAACGGCGAGUUAUAACACAAGACGAUGCAGUUUCAUUAAUACAGUACCAAGAACAGUCGUCCGAUGAAAUCGAUUCAGAGAACAGCAUCAUUGUUGAGAGGCUAAAUGAAUGUGAUGACAUACAAAUGCCGGCAGGGUUGAUGGAACCUUUGCUCUUGACAACAGUUGACGAUUUAAUCAUUACUAGUGAGCAUCAGUACUCUGAUACGGAAAUCACUGAAGUGGUUCAAUAUGAUGAUGUAAAAGAAGAUGAGGACAAAGAAGAGCAAAUCGUGACCAUAAUCGACUCAGCAACACCUCAGCACGUGCAACGGCAGGACGAUGGCGAUGUUGAGAGCACGUACUCCGAAAUCAUAAUUGGGCUUUCAAGUUGUCGACUUUGUCUUUCAGCUAAAGAAAAUGAACUGCUCAUACCGAUAUUCGAUGAUGGUAGUGAGGUUGCAUACAUUCUGGAAUCAAUAUUGCCUGGUGCGGUAAAGAAAGACGAUGGAUUUCCCCAGCAGGUAUGUUUAGUGUGCCUUGAAAGUGCCACCAGAUGUCUCAAUACUAUAGAAAAGUUCAAAACAAUACAAGAUAAAUUGAAAAUGUUACAAUGAUACAUGGAUUUCUUUUUAUUCAUUCUAUCCGAAAAUGUUAUCAAAACUAUAAA